GCUCCUCAUUUGGCCAAAGCACGGAGGUACAGGGGGCAGUUUGGCCCCAAACCAAGACCCGAGUUCAUAGUUCAGGUUCAUCUGUUAACUUGCAGUCCGCCGCUGAUUGGCCCAAAGUUCUUGUGAGCAUCCAAUGGGAGGCAAGAUUGGGAUCGAGCGCUGAUCCAGGCAAAGAAGCACUGAGGGGCUAAGACCCAGCCGUUCCUGCUCGCCGUUGCUGCUGCUGCUUCGGUCCCCUGAGGCAGUUCCCGCCCCCCCCUCCCCAGGCCAGUCUCCGAGAUCUGCCAGCGGCUACUCCCACAGCCUCCGCCAUGGGUCUGGAGCUCUACCUGGACCUGAUGUCCCAGCCCUGCCGUGCUGUCUACAUCUUCGCCAAGAAGAACGGCAUCCCUUUCCAGCUGCGUACCAUAGAGCUGCUUAAAGGUCAACAGUACACUGAUUCCUUCGCCCAGGUGAACCCUUUGAGGAAGGUGCCUGCUUUGAAGGAUGGGGACUUCAUCUUGGCAGAGAGUGUGGCUAUCUUGCUGUAUCUGAGUAGAAAGUACAAGGCCCCUGACCACUGGUACCCUCAGGACCUGCAGACUCGAGCUCGUGUAGACGAGUACCUGGCUUGGCAGCACACAGCCCUUCGGAGCUGUUGUACCAGGGCCAUGUGGCAGAAGAUGAUGUUCCCUGUGUUCCUGGGACAGCCCGUACCUCCUGAGACGCUGGCAUCCACCUUGGCUGAACUGGAUGGGUGCCUGCAGAUGCUGGAGGACAAGUUCCUGCAGGACCAGGCCUUCCUUACAGGAUCCCAUAUCUCCGUGGCUGACUUGGUGGCCAUCACAGAGCUGAUGCAUCCUGUCAGUGCCGGCUGCAAAAUCUUUGAGAGCCGACCUAAACUGGCUGCCUGGCGUCAGCGGGUGGAAGCCGCCGUGGGGGAAAGCCUCUUCCAGGAGGCUCACGAAGUUGUCCUGAAGGCCAAGGAUAUGCCUCCUCUGAUGGACCCUACAUUGAAGGAGAAACUGAAGCUCUCUGUGCAGAGCUUGCUGCAUUGAGGGAAUAGCCCGAACCAGGAGACAGCCGGUCAAGGGAAACUCGGGCGUGGGGGUGGGGAGAGGGGUUGCGUGCAAGCGAAGAGAUGAGGUUGUCUGUCUCUUUGGCUGUCACUAGGACAUCGAGUCUCCGAUCCACAGUUUCCUCUCCGCGUCACUGAAUACUCCCUCUGUAUCCUCACCUGACUUGUGCUGUGACAUCAGCUCUUAUCUGACUUCUGGUGACUUCUACAGGAAAAUGCUUGGGAGAAACUUACCUGGCUAUAUUCUUUUUCUUUGAGACUUUACAAACCAUUGAACCUACCCCUACUCCAAGUCAUACCUUUCUGGCUCCUUUUCUGCUCUCACACUGACCCCUGUGCCCUUCAUAUGUGUGUGUGUGUGUAUAUAUAUCAUAUAUAUA
Molecule: messenger RNA, 1437 nt
Organism: Arvicanthis niloticus (Nile rat)
Lineage: Eukaryota; Metazoa; Chordata; Mammalia; Rodentia; Muridae
Product: glutathione S-transferase theta-3
Biological process (GO): glutathione metabolic process
Cellular component (GO): cytoplasm
Molecular function (GO): glutathione transferase activity
Source: RefSeq, a predicted model, not a curated record